This is a messenger RNA of Drosophila albomicans, 1337 nucleotides long. RefSeq lists its product as uncharacterized. Gene Ontology annotation, biological process: transcription elongation by RNA polymerase I; nucleolar large rRNA transcription by RNA polymerase I; RNA polymerase I preinitiation complex assembly. Gene Ontology annotation, molecular function: DNA binding. Lineage: Eukaryota; Metazoa; Arthropoda; Insecta; Diptera; Drosophilidae. Gene Ontology annotation, cellular component: RNA polymerase I complex. The transcript has 3 exons. The record is from RefSeq and is a predicted model, not a curated record. The coding region runs from base 87 to 1250 and encodes 387 amino acids.
ACAGUUUUCAAUUGUUUGUAGUUUCAACACGUGCAACGUACAACACAUUUUUUAUUAAGCUGUUAUUUUUAAGUUGUAUUAAUAAAAUGGAUGAAAAAACAUUAAUUGAAAGUGUGCACACUCAAAAACAAAAAGUGCACGUUCCUACAAUGUUAACCUUUCAGAAUGGAUCCCUUGGCGCUUCCGCCGAUUUCAGUUUAAUUGAGAACAAAAAGCAGCGCAAUUCACGCAAACGAGCGAUGGUCGUAGCCGGGAGUAAUGUCUACUCUGGUGAUCUGCAGGAGAGUCAAGAAUUCGAUACGUACAUUUGCAUACGUAACAAAAACACCAACAAAGCAACCAUUGUGCCCGUUCAACAAGCAUUGCUCUCCAAUAGCAUCUACAAGACGCUAGAGGCACAAGGUCAACAGCCAUUCUUCAGCAGAGAGCACGCUACAAAGAAGCUGCUCAAAGAGUUUGGAGGUCGCAAAGCUUCGCGCUAUAUGGCCAAUACCGAGGAGAUGAUGGUCAAUGUGGAUGUAGUGCGCCAGGAACUGGAUGAGACUGUUCAAAGCUCAGUGCGCAAUGGCGGAGAUGAUGAAGAGGACGACACAUUGCCCGAGGUGAAUACCAAUAACGCCGAAUACUUGGCCACCAUUGUGCCCGCCUUCGACAAGACUGCAACGAAAGUAGACGAAGUUUAUGAUGUGGAGAAUGUGGUGCCACAAUCGCUGCUUGACCGAUUGGAUGAGGAAGCCAAAAGUGUUUAUGCGACACCAACAGAAAAUUUACCCAUUGAAUCGGAUUAUUUGCGUGAAUGCAUCAAGCGCAUACAGGAGAAACCAAUUGCUUCGAAGCAAGACUUUCUCAACAUCAAGCUGAUCAUCUACAUGGAUGCGCUGCAAUCGCUGAUUUCGUUGCGCAAGCGCCAAAUGAAAUUCGUGGAGCUCUCGCGCAUCACAGAGAAAGUCGAGAACGAUAUACGACAUCGUUUUGCCGAUCCCAAUGCGGCCAAGUCCUGCACACGUACCACGUUCAGCACAGAGAAGGCUCUAACGCAUUUUAUUGUCCUGGCAUUGCUAAUCAGCGAAAAGCACGAAGUGGACUCGAAUACAUUGUCGCGUAUUCUGCGAACAUCGAAGCAACGCAUCGUAACCUAUGCUCACAUUGUGAAUGCACGUCCCAAGGCGCGUUCGGAUUUGCUAACGUUGCGUUUGCCUAGCACGGUGCCACCUCUAAAAGUCUCUGGACGUUUCCAGCGUAAAAAGUAAACAAUAUUUAAGACACCCUGUAUCGGAUUGCAGGCAGCAGCAGCUGCAUCGAUUAAACAAAUUCACAGGGUGUUUUGUUGGCGUUUA